CCCGCCCCGUGGGCGCUCGGCGAUGGCGGCCCUGGUGCCGGUGCCGGCCCCGCUCCCGCUGGAGCCGCCGCGGUGCCUGAGAUGCUCGUGCGGGGCAGCAAAUUCAUCCGCUGGGACGAGGAGCCCCCCAGCCGCACCCCGGUGACGCUGCGCGUGGACCCCGACGGAUUCUUCCUCUACUGGACCGGGCCCAGCACGGAGGUGGAGCUCUUGGACAUCACGACCAUCCGGGACACCCGCACGGGACGCUUCGCCCGCGCCCCCAAGGACCCCCAGAGCCGUGAAGCCCUGGGUUUUGGGGUCCCUGGGGGUCCCCCUCCCCAGCGCCUCCUGACCGUGGUGCACGGACCCGACAUGGUCAACCUCACCUUCCUCAACUUCGUGGCCGUCCAGGACGACGUGGCCAAGGUGUGGACGGACGAGCUGUUCCAGCUGGCCAUGAACAUCCUGGCCAGGAACGGCUCCAGGAACACCUACCUGAGGAAGGCGUACUACGAAGCUGACCCUGCAGGUGAACCAGGAGGAAAGAUCCCGGUUAAGAACAUCCUCAAGAUGUUCUCGGCCGACAAGAAGAGGGUGGAGACGGCGCUGAGUCGGCGGGCUCAGCUGCACCAGGGGAAGCCCUACCUGAGCCGGGAGCAGCUCCGGGACUUCGUCAACACUCGGCAGAGGGACCCGCGGCUCAACGAGGUUCUGUUCCCACCCCUGAGCCCCGAGCAGGCCCAGACCCUGAUCGAGCGCUACGAGCCCAACCCCUCCUUCAGGGACAGGG
This is a messenger RNA of Myiozetetes cayanensis, 772 nucleotides long. Its product is annotated as 1-phosphatidylinositol 4,5-bisphosphate phosphodiesterase beta-3-like. The transcript has 8 exons. The record is from RefSeq and is a predicted model, not a curated record. The annotation marks the transcript as partial. Gene Ontology annotation, molecular function: calmodulin binding; phosphatidylinositol-4,5-bisphosphate phospholipase C activity. Gene Ontology annotation, biological process: phosphatidylinositol-mediated signaling. NCBI's taxonomy places the organism in Eukaryota, Metazoa, Chordata, Aves, Passeriformes, Tyrannidae.